AUGGCGAUGAGAGGCGAUGAUGUCGCCUGGGAGGAGAGCGAUCGCAUUGAGCGCGUUUGGCGCCACUCCCUUUUCGAGGAAUCGACUUUGAGGGAUGUUGGCCGCUUUAUUGCCAAACACCGACAGGGAGUACCCACCGAGCUCUGCGAGCCUAAGGCUGGUGGCUUCAAUGCUCUUUUCAGGAUGAAGUUUAUCGACGGCGGCUCGGCCGUAAUACGCUUUAUGAAACCAGGCUCUACGAUGUUCCCAGAGGAGAAGAUAAAGCAAGAGGUCGCGACCAUGAGGUUUAUCCAGAAUAAUACUGCGAUCCCAGUUCCAUUUGUCCAUCACUGGGGUACUCGGGAAGAGAGCCCGCUCAACAUUGGACCCUUCAUUAUCAUGGAGUAUAUGAAACAUGACAUAGACAUAAUUGAAGCACUGAACACUCCUGGUCGCACGAGGGAUGAGCGACCAAUUUUGAACCCAGAUGUUGACGGGGCUUUACUGAAGAACCUGUACGGGCAGGUUGCAAAAAUUCUUCUGCAACUUUCUAAAGUAGAGCUUCCACGUAUAGGUGCUCUCGAGGGAACCGAAGAGUGGACGUGGGAGGUGACUCGACGCCCGUUGUCACUCCCGAUGAACGAGUUGGUCCGCGUCGGUACAUUACCGCAGCAAAAACUGCCCACCGCUCCGUUUAGCAGCUCUUCCGCAUACUUUCAAAGCUUAGCAGCCCUUCACAUCGAUCAUCUCGCCGCUCAGCGGAACGAUGCCGUGGACUCCAAAGCCGACUGCGAGCGCAAAUACGCGGCCAGGCACCUAUUCCAUAAGCUUUCGCGCGAAAAGCGACUCUUCUCCUCCGAGCACGACAAGGGACCUUUUAAGCUGUGGUGCGACGAUUUGCGGCCGUCGAAUAUCCUGCUCGACGCCAACUAUCAGAUCGUCGCAGUGAUUGAUUGGGAGUUCAGCUAUGCUGCGCCGAACGAAUUCACGUUUGCGCCGCCCUGGUGGCUGCUUUUGGAACAGCCUGAAUACGGGAAGGAUGGUCUUGAUGACUGGGCCGAGGCUUACAAGGCGCGCUUGCCAGUAUUCCUAGAGGCCAUGACCGAGGCGGAAGACGACUACAUCGCCUCGGGAAAGCUGCAAGAGGACCAGCGACUGUCGGGCAAAAUGCGUGAGAGUUGGGCCAGUGGUGAUUUCUGGACCGUCUACGCGGCGUGGAAAAGUUUCGCCUUUGACAGCGUGUAUCGGAAGGAGCUUGACUCGCGGUUUUUUGGACUGGUCGUCGCGACUUGCGACUCUGAAGAUGUGUGGAAGGAGAGGCUUGGGCUGCUCGAUCAACAGACUCAAUCGGCCAUGGAAUCGUUCGUGGAGCGCAAAAUGCUUGAGACGGAGACGAGGGUGCUGGCCUGGGACCCAGAUUAG
Akanthomyces muscarius is the source of this 1401-nucleotide messenger RNA. RefSeq lists its product as uncharacterized. NCBI's taxonomy places the organism in Eukaryota, Fungi, Ascomycota, Sordariomycetes, Hypocreales, Cordycipitaceae. The record is from RefSeq and is a predicted model, not a curated record. The coding region runs from base 1 to 1401 and encodes 466 amino acids. The transcript has a single exon.